GUAAAGGAGGAGGCCCAGUGAGGAUGCUUUCACCGGCUGUCAUAACCCCGAAAUGGCAACCGACAAAUUUCCAAACGUUUUGGUGUCAUGAAAUUAAUUGAUUUGUGUGGAUGAUGAUAAUGAUGGCGUCCCCGUGUACGGUUCAAGCCGUGCAGGAGUUCCUAAUGGAGCGAGGAGGGAGGGUCCAACAGAUGGAGCUGAUUGAUCACUUCAUGGCGACCGGGGGUGGUGGACGUGACCCGUCGAAGGACGAGGAGGUUUUGAGACGCGUCGUGGACACGCUCGGUGUCGUGGAAGUGGAAAGCGGCGUGAAAUACGUGCGUUUGAGUGAGGACGGAGACACCCACGAGCACGCAACCGAGUGCAACGGGAACGUGCACCGAACACCGGACAACAGCAACCUCGUCAGCAGCAACGGACAGCAAACAGGAGCUACCAGUCCACCUUCUUGCAUUAUGGAUGAUGUCAAGCAGUCCAACAGCUACGACCCACAUGAAGCCCCAUCCCAGACCAACAAGCUCAGCACUACUCCCGCUUCUGUCGGAGCUGCCGUGGAAGUGAAGCUGAGGGAGAGGAGGCGGCGCGAGUCGGCCCCGGUGAUCGGGGUGCCAGAUCUGGACCAUCCUGCCGGCUCCCAAAGCCAGCAGGUCCGAGGGGCCCGUAGGGUGUCCAAAGGGUCCCAGCGGGCGUUGCUGACCAGCUGCCUGUCUGAAGACGGCACCAUAGAAGGCCUGGACCACGGUCUUGAUGUCAACACACCAAAAGGGAGCCGCAGGAACUUCAUUGAGCUGAUGAUGAAUUGUUCUCCUCAGGUUCGACGGUCUCUCAUCAGUCGGGGUCCGCGCCUUCGAGACUCGAUGAGGAGCGACGGCGACUCGGCGUCUCUCCUCUCCUCGGCCACCGACGAGGACUGCGCCUCGGUGACGCUGGACCCGAUGGAGCACGAGUGGAUGCUGUGCGCCUCGGACGGCCUGUGGGAGAGCCUGCAGCCCCUCCUGGCUGUGGAGGCCGGCCUGGUGACCAAGAGAGACUUUGUCACCGGCUUCACUUGCCUCCACUGGGCGGCCAAGCAGGGAAAGGCAAAGCUGCUCUCUCAGCUGCUGACGUUCGCUAAGGGCAACGCCGUGGCCGUCAACGUCAAUGUGAGGUCCGGCGCUGGAUACACACCUCUACACCUGGCAGCCAUGCAUGGGCACAUUCACGUGAUGCGUGUGCUGCUGUCCGACUGGGAGGCGGACCCCGAGGUGAGGGAUUACAGCGGCAGACGAGCCAUUCAGUACCUGCCCGCACCGCUGCCUGCAGACCUGCAGGACCAAGGAGCGCUCACCUCGCCGGGAGCCGAGUCCGAACACGCCAACGUCAGUGGCGGCGGGGCACGUGGCUGGAGGUUUCCUAAAGUACUCCAGGGAGCUCUAAACCCGCUGCGCCUCCUUAGCCCACCAGCCGGGGAUGCCGAGGAGGCGCUCGGGAAUGGGAGGACCAAGGGGGGGAUGCUUAGGAAGUCGUCUCUCAGCAAAUUGAAUGCCCGGCUGCAUCGGGGGCGACAUAGGGCACAGAUUGUACAUAGCGCCUCCUUCAGGGACACGGGUGAAGUAGGGAGAGGCGAUGAGCUUGCCAGCAGCACCCCACAGCGAACACGACCCCUCUCCAACCUGUUUGGAUGAAGCCGCUCUAAAGCUCCUAGUAAUUGAUUGAUCUAGUAAUUGAUGAGUUUAUAUUAUAGGAUUUUUAUAACUUCAAUUUAUUAUAUAUUGUACAGCCAAGCCUUUUUAAAGUUUUUAAGUAACUGACUGACCCUGCUUUUCCAGGAAAUGCAUUAGAUUUUUAUUCUUAUUGUUCAAACCUUCAAUAACGGACUAACUUAUUUAGUUUUUUUUUUAAUUUAUUUUAUUAUUUUGGGAUACACUAUCUGAUUA
This is a messenger RNA of Phycodurus eques (leafy seadragon), 1916 nucleotides long. RefSeq names its product sosondowah ankyrin repeat domain family Ca (gene sowahca). Gene Ontology annotation, molecular function: protein binding. The transcript has 4 exons. Bases 111 to 1664 code for a protein of 517 amino acids. Lineage: Eukaryota; Metazoa; Chordata; Actinopteri; Syngnathiformes; Syngnathidae. The record is from RefSeq and is a predicted model, not a curated record.